AGAGCUCAGGACAUUUCAGCACCGAGCUCAGUGUGGAGGGAGAGCUGAGUGAGGAGGGACGUUGCUGCUCGGCCCAAGUGGAUAAAAGCCAAGAUGUUCUUCCUUCUCGAAAAACCCCCCUUCUAAAACGGUUCUUUUUUCAAGCUGGGAACAUAAGAUGGAUCAUUUAGAGAAGGAGCACAGGUCGGACGAGGAGGCUGAAUAUGAAGAGGAGGAGGUGGACCCCAGAAUCCAGGGGGAGCUGGAGAAACUCAACCAGUCCACAGACGACAUCAACAGAUGUGAGACGGAGCUGGAGGACGCAAGGCAGAAGUUUCGCUCGGUUCUGGUUGAGGCCACGGUGAAGCUGGACGAACUGGUGAAGAAGAUCGGCAAGGCUGUGGAGGAGUCCAAGCCUUACUGGGAGGCCCGAAGGUUGGCCAGACAGGCCCAGCUGGAGGCCCAGAAGGCCACCCAGGACUUCCAGAGAGCCACAGAGGUCCUCCGGGCUGCGAAGGAGACCAUCUCCCUGGCUGAGCAGAGGCUCCUGGAGGAGGACAACCGGCAGUUCGACUCCGCCUGGCAGGAGAUGCUGAACCACGCCACCCAGCGGGUGAUGGAGGCGGAGCACACAAAAACGAAAAGUGAACUGGUGCACAAGGAGACGGCGGCCAAAUAUACAGCAGCAAACAGCCGCAUGAAGCAGCUGGAGAAAAAACUGAAACGCACCAUCAACAAGUCCAAGCCCUACUUUGAGAUGAAGGCGAAGUACUAUCUGCAGCUGGAGAACCUGAAGAAAAUCGUGGACGAGCGGCAGGCCAAGCUGUCUCAAGCCAAAGGGGAUUAUAAGACGGCCCUUAGGAACCUGGAGAUGAUCUCGGACGAGAUCCAUGAGCGCAGACGGAGCUCUGCCAUGGGCCCCCGGGGGCGCGGCGUGGGCGCAGAGGGUGAUAGUGUUUCUGGGGACGACAUCUCCAGCUUUAAGUUGGAGUCGGACGAAAUAUCCAUGGCGUCCGUGUGUUUCGACGACGAGCCUUGUGGCGGCGGCAGCAGCGUCAUGUCAGAGGAAGACUCAGAGACUCACUCCACCUGCAGCCUUGGUUCGUCUCCCAGCAGCCCUCAGGAGCUCCUGUCGCCUUGCCCCUUCACCAGCUCCUCCUCCUCCUCCUGCACGUCCUCCUCUGCCUCUCCGUCACCGACUCCCUCCUCCUCCUCCUCCCCGGCUCCUCUGUCCAGGCCCAGCAGUCUGGACCUUCCCAGCACCGUGUCGCUGUCAGACUUCGGCCUCAUCUCGCCGGUGCUCGGGCCUCGCAGCGAAUGCAGCGGAGCUUCCUCACCAGAGUGCGACCUGGAGAGAGGUGACCGUGCAGAAGGUGCAGAGGGGGAUCUUGACAACGCUCCAGCCGCCACCACCACCACGACCACCACCAACAACAACAGCAGCUCCACUUCCAGCACCAAGAAGAGCUUCAGCCUGGAAGCACGCUUCAGCUUUCUGAACCUGCGCCGCCCGCGUCCUGAAACCGCCAAAAACACAGGCUGCUCCCAGAAGGCGGAGGCCGGGCAGACUGUGGUCUUGGUCAAAGGAGUUUGAGGACCAAAAAGAGAAUUUGUUGGAGAGACUUUGGCUCUGCCUUGACCCAUCCUCACCCAGCCUCUCUGAUACUGCAGUUACCUGCCACAACUGCACUCAUUUCCAAACUGUGGUCAAAGAGAGACUUUGAAUGUCAUAGUUGGUGUAUACAAAGUGUGGUUACUCCAUUUCCUUUAUGAAGGACAUUGCACCUUUUGGACUCAUGCCUGAGAUAUAGAGAGCACUGCUAUGUGUUGGUGUAGGGUGAUAAAAGGAAGGUUGAAAUGUGUCGUUUUCCACUAAAAGCUGAAAAUGCUUCUGUCACAAAAGCAGAAGAACACCAGCUGCCUGCAUUCAACCUUUGACUUGGGGAUCAUUUUAUCUAUUUAAUACUUGGUAUAACUGUUCAUCAAAAUAACAUUUAUUAUGCUGUAAACCAUGCACAGGUGAUGUUCUGCUUACUUCAACAGUUAAGGAAAUUAAAGUCACGUGUGGAGAUGUACUAAAUAACUAGUCUCUUUACCUUCUGACAUACGCUCCUGUAUUCGAUAAAUGACUGUUGUAUUUUCUGUAAGUUAUGUGAGUAAAGAGUUUAGGUUUAGGCACAUGGACGCUCCAAAUGUUGAAAAUCCAUUUAUAUUCCACAGAAGUUAAUUAAACUAAGCUUUAACUCUUUUAGCAUAGUUUUUGCAACUGAGAUGAUUGUUUUAAAUUAACAUCUUUCUGGUGCACAUCCAGCAAAGUUACUGAUAUUUAAAGACAAAAAGUGUCCUUUCAAUGCUAUAGCAAUCGCAUUGCAGAUAAAAGUAUACAUAGCUGCGUGUGAUAACUUCAUACUAAGCUCAAUGUUUCACUGCCCUCUGUGGCUUAAAGCGAGACAAUGUAACGUUAGAAAGAAGACAUUAACGGCCUCUCUUAAUAUAAAAAGUGAAAUUCUUAAUAAAACACUGGUUGAAUUCAAUACAGAUAUUUUGCUGCUACAGCUGUACUUUGUCUGUUAUGACGAGUUGCUUAAGGUGGCGUUCACUGACUUUCCAGUUAUGUUUUAUUCUGUCACAAAUACACAUUUCAGUGGAGUAAACGCACCAGGGAAUUGAAUGUGAUGACAUCAUGGCCGCUGUUCAGCAAAGGCUACAUUGCCUCGUUUUACAGCCUCGAGUUUGUUGCACCUGCAACCACACCCAGCAGUGAUGUCAUAGUGUACUGACAGUACACGUCUACAUCACCGCGAGGUCAGCAAAACCAGGGUAUCCAGCUGCCGAUAAGUUGUUCUUUGGGUCGUAAAGGUGCAUUUUUAGCAAAGACAAGCUGGUUGCUGCAGUUUAAAAAUGUUAUUUAUGUUUCUCACAUUGGAAUAAAUUCUAAUUAUUUUUUUCAUGGUUGUAAACUGUAAAUUUAAUUCUCAUGUACUGGUGAUUGUAUUAUUAAUGUAACAGCAAAAUUCUUUCUUUCCCCAACGGACUGCUGUUACACUCUUUACCAUUACAAUUAUACAAUAUAAAAUUGCUGAAAUAGCAUUUAAUGUUUAAAGCGGUAUUUGCCAAGCUGUAUAAUUAACUGGUGACAAUUUAAAACAAUCUUUUUGGCAAAAACAUGGCCAAGGGUGAAAAUUGUAGCUCCAUUGUAAGCCCAGGCACAAUCUCCAUCUAACUGAACAACCUUAGAACUGAAGUGUAAAACUGGAUGACCGUUACAGAUCAAAGAAAUGUCUUCGGACACUGAGACCGUAUGUUCAACCACUCCUCAUCAUGGUGCGUCCCCCGGGGCUCCUACAUUUUCCUACAAAGUCCUUGCACCUAAAAGCAAUUGGCAAUCUUGAAAGACAAAGCAAUACGGAAACUCAAAGCUGAUGAUACCCAGAGCAACUUUUAGAGCAAUGGUGCUGGGCAAUGUUGGCGUCAAUGGUAAUGAGCAAAAAUUACUACCGCAAUAACGUGUUAAACCUGUUAAUAAUCUGUUCAAAACAUAGUAAGACUUGCCACUACCAAGAUUGCCCAGCAACAUUGCUCAGAAAGUUGCCCCAUGUUUCAUCAGCUCAGCUCUCGGACUUUACGCUACAUCCUGUGAUGGUAACAAAGUAAAUCCAGGAGUUUUUGGAGAUGAAAUAACAAAGAAUGCAGUUUUCUGAAUGUGAAUAGAAAAUCAGAUGGUUGUUGAAGAUUUUUACAGGAAAAAUUUAAAAAUGUAACCAUUGUUUUUCUUGCUUGUUCAGAUGCCACAUUAUGAGAGAAGUUGCUGGUUGCUUCAGACUUUUAGUAUUACUCGGUGAAACCCUUAAACAACUGGCUAAGAGGUAUUUAAUUUGUUUAAGUGAUAAAUAAUCUUAGGUUUCUUUAAGGAGCAAAAGGAAUAAAGCGGGACAUAUUAGUAUGUUCCCUUAUAUUUGUAAAUUAUGCGCUUAAAUUAGAAAAAAUUCCCUCAAAGUGCCCCAAAAAAAAUAAUAAUAAUAUAUACACACACACACACUACGUUUUUGUCAAUAAAUACCAUCAAAAGGCCCAAACCAAACCAACAUGUGUUAGUCUGUUUCUCUUGCUGACUUCCUGACCGGGGCUCUCUGCUCUAAGCCUGUUGGUUCCUACGGAAUAUGUAAAUCUUUUAAAACAGGUAACAAAUAUAUAGUUUCAUCAAAAAGAAAAUAAAAACUUGGCUACUCACUGUUUUUACCAAAUGUUACUCAAACAGAAGGAGUUAUCCUCCUUCAUUCAAUUUGUUCUUUUUCUUUUGACAAUUGCUAAAGACUUCUUGGUUUUAAUACAGUUUUUAAUUUAAUCUUGGUUUUGGCUGCUACUGUAAACACAAUGUUGUGUUAAAACUCAGCUGCAAGGUUCUGGAUUGGUGACAAAGUUUUGCUGCUGUCUAGAAGAGAGCAGGGAAGGGCCAAAUGAAGUCAUUUGAGAGCACAAUUUUGUACAAAUUAUUCAUUUAAAAGGGAUAUGUGUAAUUGAAUCCAUUCAUUAAGCUAUAAGGUGCAGAAGUUGUUGACUGGGAAAAAAUGGAAGAAGAUUUGACAUCUCAGAGCAUUCUAGUAACAUUUUUUAGGAAAGAAAGGUGGUAAACAAACAGCAGCCUUUUGCUUCCUGCUUUCUUUCUUAAGUCUAUGUACUAUGUGAACAAAAUGUAAUAUCUGUGUAUUUCAGUAUAUUUGUGUCACUUUGUGAUGUGGAAUUUAGGAUAUAAACCGCUGACCAGCUUCCCUCUCAUAGCUGUGUGCGCACAGUGGGUGUUCAAUCCUCUGCAUCAUCUCUCAGCAGCUAAUGUGCCGGUUUUUCAGAUUAAGAGUAAAAUAAACUGAUGUUCACUUCA
This is a messenger RNA of Micropterus dolomieu (smallmouth bass), 4858 nucleotides long. RefSeq names its product SH3-domain binding protein 5b (BTK-associated) (gene sh3bp5b). Gene Ontology annotation, molecular function: protein kinase inhibitor activity. The record is from RefSeq and is a predicted model, not a curated record. NCBI's taxonomy places the organism in Eukaryota, Metazoa, Chordata, Actinopteri, Centrarchiformes, Centrarchidae. Gene Ontology annotation, biological process: negative regulation of protein tyrosine kinase activity; intracellular signal transduction. The transcript has 10 exons. Gene Ontology annotation, cellular component: cytoplasm. The coding region runs from base 158 to 1573 and encodes 471 amino acids.